Messenger RNA from Capsella rubella, 1190 nucleotides. RefSeq lists its product as uncharacterized. The transcript has a single exon. The coding region runs from base 101 to 1060 and encodes 319 amino acids. NCBI's taxonomy places the organism in Eukaryota, Viridiplantae, Streptophyta, Magnoliopsida, Brassicales, Brassicaceae. The record is from RefSeq and is a predicted model, not a curated record.
GAGCUUUCUGUUAAGCAUCAAUGGCGGAAAAUUCCAAAUUUCCUCGAAGAAAGUAUAACCUGGUUCCCAGAGAUCUUGGAAGAUUCUGAGAAUUAAAUUCAUGGGUAUAUUGAGUUACGCCGUCGCCGGCGGUGGAUUUGCAGUCAUCGGCGCGUGGGAGUCACUCGACUCAUCGAACCUGGAUCCGAAUCCAUCUCCUGGUACUGAUCCAUCUUCUUCCCCAAUGGCUCAGAUCAGUCCUUCGCCGCCCAAAUCUGUUGGAUCAUCUUCCAUGCCCGUAGCUAUGCUUUCGUCUCUGUUUAUUGCGAACUCGAUAUUCUCCUUCUUCAGCUCAAUCGGAUCCCGCGAUCGGGUCGGGUCGAUGAUCCAGUUACAGAUCCUGGCGGUGGCAGUGCUAUUCCUAGUGUACGCCAUUCUUACAUAUCUGGUCAACUCCAAAAACGCUGUCUUUGUCGCUCUACCGUCUUCGCUUACGACGUUAGUGCUUCUCUUCGGCUUCAUCGAGGAGUUCUUGAUGUUCUACCUGCAGAAGAAAGAUGUCUCUGGAAUAGAGAAUCGUUAUUACGAUCUCAUGCUCGUACCCAUCGCCAUCUGCGUCUUCUCCACGGUUUUUGAGCUGAAAUCUGACGCAAACACGCAUCGAUUCGCGAGAUUAGGUCGUGGGAUCGGUCUGAUUCUGCAAGGAACUUGGUUUCUGCAAAUGGGGAUAUCGUUUUUCACCGGUUUGAUUACUAAUAACUGUUCAUUUCAUGAGAAGAGCAGAGGCAAUUUUACGAUCAGAUGCAAAGGACACGGUGAUUAUCACAGAGCCAAAGCUAUAGCAACUCUUCAGUUUAACUGUCACUUAGCUUUGAUGGUGGUUUUGGCUACCGGAUUGUUCUCUGUCGUUGCAAACAAGAAAGGUUAUCUCCGUGAAGAUCACUCCAAAUAUCGGCCUCUCGGAGCUGAGUUGGAGAAUUUAAGUACGUUCACUCUCGAUUCUGAUGAAGAAGACGUGAUUGGAGAAGAGAGCCACGUAACUAAAGAUGCUGGUCUCAAUGGAAUCAGCUCACACGAUUGAAGGUACAAAUCAAAGUUUCAGUCUGGUUUAGUUUCUGUUCAAUUUAGAAAUGUUGUUGGUCAAUGGGAGGAUUAAAGAUGAUAUGUAAUCAAACACACGAGAAGAUAAUAAUAAUGUUGACUCUUUUGCA